Molecule: messenger RNA, 3774 nt
Organism: Symbiodinium pilosum
Lineage: Eukaryota; Dinophyceae; Suessiales; Symbiodiniaceae
Source: the annotation of a GenBank genome assembly
AUGGCAGGUUCUUUAACCUCAACAUCCACUCCCUGGUGCACUGUGUUCUUGGUUGUCAGCACCGUUUUGUUCAAUGCAGUAGUAUUGAUCGGCAACAAAUGGACAGCAGAUGCACUGCGUGAGAUUGGCCAGUCAACUCGAGGCUGGUCCAAUGUUGGAACAGGAAUUGCAAGUGCACUUCAAACAGAAAUCGACCAGAAGAUGAACAAUGUCUCCUCACUUCUGCUUGGCAGUCUGGAGCACGUGCUAGAUGCACAGGGACAAUUGGACGUCGUCCUUUCCAUGGUGGGCAACGAAACGGACGCAGCCAUCGCAAAGCAUCCGGAAUUAUCGCUGUUGCAGCAACACGGGCCAGAGCGUGGCCUGGUCCUUCUGCAGGAGGUUCAUGGAAAGAACUCGUCGCAUGUGGAGGCGUUGGUGCCGGUCGUCAUUUCUGCAAUACAUCAGGUCAUGGAUUUUGUCAUGGAGGAAGUGGAGAAAGGCUUGCACACCUUGCUGGAGAAGAUCAAGCCAGCCUUAGAGCAAGUUGGCAAAUGGAUCUUGCAAUUCGGAGACAAAGUCACAAAAGGCUUGGAGGACUUCAGUUCCACUUUGGACAAGGCCCAGAAGAUGUUUGACCAAGUCAUGGCGCAACUGAAUGGUGGCGGCAACAACUCGGACUUGAUGAUAGAGCAGACCUGGCCCAUCUUUGAUGACGAUGAUUCUGGCGAAGUCUCUUCGACGGAGCUCAAGAAUGUAGGAAACUGGUUUGCGAUCUCUGCUCUUCAAGGCAACAAAGCAGAAGCCCUCAUCAAGAAGUAUGACGCAUCGGGUGAUGGGGAGAUCGGCCCCAGGGAGUUUGAGAAGCUUGUGAACGAUCCCAGCAUCCCCGGCUCCUUGUCGGUCAUCCUCAGGAAAUAUGCCAAGCGCUUGGCAGAAAUUGCCGGCGAUGUUGGUGAGGCUCGCUUACGGGACGACGUUGCGCACAGUGUUGCCAACUACGUAAAGCUGGUAUGCGCAAAGAACAUGACGAAGGUUGAUUGGAUUGCUGACCGACUGGGAAAUGGCAGCCUUCCGUUGGAUUUUACUGGGACGGUCUUUGUUGAGAUGUGCCUUUCUAGCAAGGAUCCAAACGCAGCUGUGUUCACCAGUGCUGACACCGGCCUUCUGCUGACAACAGAGGUGUACAAGCUGCAUUCGGAGGCAAUGCUCAGCACCAUUGACCUGUUGGGCAAUUCGUCAUGGUGGCAGUCUCAAGGCUACGACCUGAAGGACCAGCCCGCCUGUAUCAAGAUGGCGACGGCAUGGAUCACCCAGGUGCAGAAGUCGGUCUUGACGCAGAAAGGCACUGAAAGUCUGUCUCUGCUUCAAGGGGACAGCACGCUGCAGCAGGAACUUGAGCUUCUGGAAGCCAUGCCGGAAGCAGCUUUCAUUAUGGCCGAGGAGAGUGCUAGGCUCUACCGCCUGGAGCGAUUGCAGGCACGCCAGCGCAGACGCAGUCAACUUUUUUCUUCAGCAACCUCUCAGCUGCUUCUCAAGCGUUUGCUGGGAGGAGUGUCGGCUUCGGAUGUUGCCAACCAGGACGCAGCAAGUGCGGCCCUGCAAGGCGGUGUCCCAGCUGUUCCUGAGACGCUGGAGUUUGCUGAGUUCUUGCGCAUUAACGCUUCAGAGCGGGCGAAGGAACUGCAGCAUUAUUCCUUCGACUACGCAUCUGAGUCCAGCAAUUCCAUUGAUGACUUUGCCUCGAAGAUUCAGGCAAUGAUCAAGAAGGUGGAGAGCUUUAUUGGUAUGAUGGAGAAGUACUCUACGCCCAAGGGCAUCAACGACUUGGAAGCAAAGGUUGAGGAGUUUCUCACAACAGCUAUCGAGGACGUUCGAAAGACGGUGGAAUCCAGGCUGGUCGGCCUCAUCAACAAGUCCGCGCCUCAGCUUGAGUCCGCCCUCCAUUCUGCUGCCCACAAUGCCGGCCAGCGCCUGGGAGAGAUGAUUGGCAGCGUGAUUUCUAGUCCGUUAGCUCAGUCACUGGAGAAGCCUCUAGAGGACAUUCUAGCUGAAGCUGUUGGAAGCAACACAACAGCAGCGAAGAUUGGCGAGUCUCUGAGCAACGCGUUGGGUGGUGAGAUCAGCAAUCUCACAGCAUCUGCCCUUGGUGAUAAGCUUGGCGAUGCCCUGGAAGGGCUUCUGGACAAGGCACUCGACAAGGCAUCGGACCUGGCCAGCGAAGGUCUGGACACCCUGACAGGUAAGCUGAAUCCCAAGGUAAGCCUGCUGUCCAUGGACUCAGAGAUCGACCGCCUUUUCAACCAGCGCAAGCAUCGGGUGCUGGAACAGGACUCCCUGCACGAUGCCGGAGUCUCCGACACGAUUUCCCACACGUGGCAAGGCAUGGUGAACUUGCUGCGCACCUUCUCCAACCUUCUCCCCACCGCGGUCAGCACCCUGAAGGAUGCCAGAAGCGAGGUGUCAAAGCUCAGCUCCAACCUGGAUUCCAUUUUUACUGUUUUCGAGGCCAAAGGUCCGCAAAUCUUCAACACCGUCGCAAACCUUUGGGUGACCAUUUGGGUCUUUUACUUCCUGUUCAUUUUGCCCUUCUGCGCUUUCACGCUUUACUAUGGCUUGUGGGCCAAUGGCUGGUUCGGAGGACCGAAGCCAAUUCUGCAGGAAGAAGCUCAGGGGGAACAAACUUUCUGGCAGCGAUUGUCCUUGUUGUGCUCCAAGUGCUGUACAUGCUGCAGGAACUUUCACGACACCGACCUCUGCUUUUGGUCUAUCAUUAUCUUCAUGCAAGUUAUUGUCUUGGUGACGUUCCUGAUUUCGGUCGUGAUGGCAAUCUUCGCUGGUGUGAAGGCGAUGAUCGUGGCAGGCUGCGGCCAGGUCUACGUUCUUGAGGAUCCUGAUGUCUGCGAGAGCGCUCUCACGACUCUCAGGACUUUUCUCACCAAGAUGAGUGUGGGAAACAGCACCAUCUACACCGACGAGGACAUUCAUGGUAUCUGUGAUGAGAACCUCUUGCUCACCUGUGAGAUGGUGACUGCAACGUUAACAAAGUCGACAAUUGCCACGACUGUCUUCAGCUUCCUGGCAUCCAUUUUCUCCCUGCAGAUGCUCUUCGAUGCUGCAACACUGCACGAGCAGGCUGUAUGGCGAAGAAAAGCUGCUGCCGCCAAAGCAGGGCGCCUGGUAAGACAAGCAAGAAAUUUAAAAGAGCUGUUCUCAGAUUUAUCAGGAAGGCAAGGAGGACUGAGAGCAGAAGUACCGUGUCUCACUCUCUGUCUCACAUUGUCUCCGACAUUGGCUCAGCACCCGAUCGCAAAACCGUGCUUGGAAGCUUCAGUGAGCCUGUCUGUGAGUCAUGGAACACUGAUAUCCUUUAGUGUAGCACGCUGGGACCCAUGUUCUGUUUUCUUUUUCCGGCGAUUUCGACACCUCGAAUUCGCCAGAAGUUUUGGGGGUUCUAGAUUCCUUGAGCAGCGACGACGACCCCCAAACCGUGGUCACAGCUGGCCAUCAGCAUGCUGCGCCAGAUGGAGUGUGCAACUGUGCGACAGGACUGGCGCAGCAUCAAAAACAUGUGCACUCAGUUGCCAGCUGCAGUUCUCUGCACCUUGGGCGAGAUCAAAGACCAAAGGUUGGAUUUGGGUACGAAGGCCUACCGUUCUGAACACCUGCCCAGACGAGAUGAUGGAUGCGGUGCUGCGCUUCUAUCACAGCCCCAAACCAAAGCAGCUCAUGCCUCUCACCAAUAUGCUGCAGAAGCAUCUGUGGCUGUGGUGCUCAGCUGCAUUCGCCUGCUAG